This is a messenger RNA of Rhagoletis zephyria (snowberry fruit fly), 1716 nucleotides long. Its product is annotated as glycine-rich protein 5. Lineage: Eukaryota; Metazoa; Arthropoda; Insecta; Diptera; Tephritidae. The record is from RefSeq and is a predicted model, not a curated record.
AAGGCAUUCAGUCGUUGGUUCCCUACAAGCAAACAACUAAAUUUAAUUUUUUAAUUUAAGUUUUACUUCUCUCCCCCACACAAAACUCACAACUAUGAACUCCUUCUCCGUGUUCUUGGUGUUUGCAUUGGCAGCACUGGUCGUUGCGGAACCACCAUCAGGAUAUAAUUAUCCGCGAGGCGGCGGUGGCGGUGGCUCAUUCGGCGGUGGCUUUGGUGGUGGCUCACUAGGAGGUGGUUCAUUCGGUGGUGGUGGCGGCGGCGGCGGCGGCUAUCAAGCCGUCAGCGGUGGCUUCCAAACAUCCGAAGGCCAGAAUGUCGAUCCUCAGCUAUUGGAACAAGUGCGCCAAAUUCUGCUGAAUGAGGAGAGCAAAUCCAGCUCAGGCGGCGGUGGCGGUGGUGGCGGCGGUGGCUAUCCAUCCGGCUCCUACGGCCCACCGUCCGGCUCAUAUGGACCACCAUCAUCGUCAUAUGGUGCGCCUGGCUUCGGUGGCGGUGGCGGCCGUGUAGUCGGCAUCGAUUUGGAGGGUGUACGCCAGGCCAUCCAAGUGGCGCAAUUCGCACAACAGAGCACGCAAGCUGGCGGUGGUGGCGGCUUUGGCGGCUACCCAAGCGCACCAUCUGGCUCGUAUGGUGCCCCAUCGAGACCAAGUGGCAGCUAUGGCGCGCCCUUCUAAGGAGGUGCAGGAUGUGUGUCGUUUUUAAUUACGUUUUAAUGUUAGCUAAAAACAAAUCGUCGUCGGUCGUCUGUGACCAGGUAGAUGAGUAACAAAAAGGAAAAAGAUACAUUUAUAGACCACGAUCCUCAGCCAAUCAAUAUGCCAAUCAAUGAGCAAACAAUGAAAUAAUCAACCAAUCAAUCAAUGAAACAAACAACACGCUGCCAAAUAAAUGAAAUUGAAGUUGAAAAAGAGGAAGAUGAAGCAGAAGAUGAAGAUACAUAGAAACGAAUGAUGAAGAUGAGGCGAUUCGAAGCAUUGGUUACAAUGAAAGCAAAAACUGAAAGUGAAAGCGUUUCGAAAAUAACGUUAAUGAACAGCAACUACAACAACAACAACAAUGCCAGACACAACAACAACAACAUCAACAACGCCACUCAAUGGAUAAUUAGACAAUCACGGAUGAAGAAGCGACAUUAGCAACAACAACAAUAACGCAACAGUCAGCCAACACAGCCAAAGCACGCAGUGUUGCUCUGCUGUCUGUGGCAACAUUGUUGCGCAUUUGUUGCUGUGACUAAAUGUCUCGAAACAUGUGUUGAAUAGAGACGUGUAGAAAAUAGCGAAACAUUCUACAGGAUUUUCUUAUUUCGAUUUCAUGCUGUGGCCCGCACUCACGCAGCACCGCCCACCACAACUGCCAUCAAGAACACAGCCAGCCAGCCAGCCAGCUAGCUAGCUAGCUAGCGCAAACAACAACGUUGGAGCAACAACAGCAGCAGUUAGCUCUGCAGCGACCUGCGCUAAAACACGCAUCAACAACUUGUAGGGUAAUUCUAAUUCCACUGCAACACCGAACACCAAUUAGCCAUUCAACCAGCACCAACACACUGCACCGCAAUCGUGGAAUGGUUUCCGUUGUGUGGAUUUUAGGGUGGUGCAGUUGUGGCCGGUGUGUGGUGGUGUGGGCCGUCAGUGAUAUUUCGUUUUCAUUUUUCAAGCGAUCUCGCUCUUUCAUAUAGUCCAUUACGCCCCCCCAACUAUCUCCAAAGUAUUUU